This is a messenger RNA of Echinococcus granulosus, 810 nucleotides long. RefSeq names its product Arginyl-tRNA--protein transferase. Gene Ontology annotation, molecular function: arginyl-tRNA--protein transferase activity. Gene Ontology annotation, cellular component: cytoplasm. The record is from RefSeq and is a predicted model, not a curated record. NCBI's taxonomy places the organism in Eukaryota, Metazoa, Platyhelminthes, Cestoda, Cyclophyllidea, Taeniidae. Gene Ontology annotation, biological process: protein arginylation. The transcript has 4 exons. The coding region runs from base 1 to 810 and encodes 269 amino acids.
AUGAGUGAUGAUGUUGAGGUUUUGACUUUGGAUGAGGAGCACAAACUGUACUACAACUACCAGGUCAGUGUUCACAAAGCAUCGCCGGAUGGCAUAACUCGUGAGGCAUUCGAGAAAUCCAUUGUUGAGUCCACUCUUGUGGUAGGUCCAGCUCUGCGAGUCGCUUUGCAGCACAUCAAACAAAUCCUUCGUACUAACAACUCUGUGCUUUUACCUGUCUCCAGAAUGCACACGAUGCGGCAGCGGAAGCUGGCGGCGCCCCACGAUCCGGCUCCUAUCAUCAACAGUGCUGUCGGAGUGGUGGAUCUACUUCCCGGUUACCUUUCUUCUGUCUACUUCUUCUUCGACCCUCAAUACACAUGCCUCAAUUUAGGCACCUACUCUGCUCUUAGAGAAACUGCCUUUGUUCGGCACCAUCAUCGGACCUUCGGAGCAAUGGUGCCCGCCUAUGCCGACUUUACGUAUUACUCCAUGGGGCACCAUGCCCACUCCUCCGAAGCGCUACAAGUGCCGCACCAAACCUCCAGCCAACACGAGUUCAAGGCGAUGCUAGCAGAAGACGAUGUUUUACGGUUCACAUUGCCACGUUUCUUUAACACUGCUGCCAACAUGCUGUCGUGGCUAUUCAAUCUCUAUUCCUUCGGGCCAAAGUCCAGCGGAAGAGCGCAGAUGAUUGGUGAGGCAUUAAAGGUCAGCACAAGUGAAGGCGCAACAAUAGGCACAACUGCCCAUACCUUGUCCAUGUUUCCGCGGCAACAACAACGCCAACUACAGUUGAAGCCCCAAUGGGACGCCAGUUUUCUACGGUGA